Suillus paluster is the source of this 1110-nucleotide messenger RNA. RefSeq lists its product as uncharacterized. The transcript is spliced from 2 exons. Bases 339 to 995 code for a protein of 218 amino acids. NCBI's taxonomy places the organism in Eukaryota, Fungi, Basidiomycota, Agaricomycetes, Boletales, Suillaceae. The record is from RefSeq and is a predicted model, not a curated record. Gene Ontology annotation, molecular function: hydrolase activity.
UGAUGACACUGAAAGGUAGCGGUCGCAUCCGGAGGUGCUGGCGGAUACAUUGCAAGUGCUCGCGCGAGAUCAUAUUCAGCACCAAUGUCGCAUCAUUGACAUGUCCAUCAUGACGUCGCACCCUACCGUCAUUCGCAUCAACACGAUGUCAUCGGCCGUUUCCCUCGUAUGAACCCUCGUCCUGACGCUGAUCACAAGCAGGACGUGACUGCGGAUGACUCACCAGUAUCGCCAUUGCCAACUAUAUGCUCGGAUCAUAGAUGCUGAGUAAAUCCUGUGCUAGCAACCCCAUCUGUUGUCUUCAGCCUUUGAUAUCGAAUCAUUGAUAGUACCUGUGUAUGGGACCCUAUAUACAUAAAACCCCCACACAUGAUGGAUCACGAGCACUGAUUUCAGAAAUGUCUUCACCACUGACUCUUCCCACCUGGACACCUGCCCAAGCAGUAGCUCUUCAUGGCAUUCGCACUGCAAUGGGUGCUUUCAAGCCUACAUUCGGACAGGCCCGAUCUCUCGCUGAACGCGCACGAGUGCCCAGCGAAGGAAUCCCUGAAGGAGUUCACAUCUCUUGUGAAAUAGCUCCGCCUUCCUCUCAGAUCCCUGCAUCUAUUCACUCAAACUCGAUCCAACCGGGUCAAGUCCCCGUCUUCUAUUAUGCUGAUGCGUCUUCCGACUCAUUUGCUGAUGCGAAGAAUGACAUCAAAGUCAUACUUCACGUUCAUGGAGGUGCCAACGUCUCCGGGCACCCCACAGAACAAAGGUUUAUAACGUUCUUUUCUCGCAUGCUCCGUGCGCUCGGGAAGGAGUCUGUUGCACAAGGAUCCAGUGCACCCAUCAUCGCAGCACCUUCCUACAGACUCGCAACAGUCGCUGAGAACCUCUUUCCAGCAGCAUUGCAAGAUCUCUUCUCUGCAUACCAUCACCUGAUCCUAAAAGGCUUUAACGCCGAAAACAUUACUAUCACAGGCGAUAGUGCAGGGGGAAAUUCUGGUACGUAAUGAUCUAAUGAGUUCUUCUCGUAUCCAUAUCUCAUUUUCAUUCAGCUCUUGUUCUCACCUAUAUCAUCUCGCAAUCCACUCUCCCCAUGCCGGGGCACGUCGCAGUUUUCUCCCC